Messenger RNA from Harpegnathos saltator (Jerdon's jumping ant), 3428 nucleotides. RefSeq lists its product as uncharacterized. The record is from RefSeq and is a predicted model, not a curated record. Lineage: Eukaryota; Metazoa; Arthropoda; Insecta; Hymenoptera; Formicidae. Bases 103 to 3177 code for a protein of 1024 amino acids. Gene Ontology annotation, molecular function: metal ion binding. The transcript is spliced from 14 exons.
AAUAGGAUUCCAACCCCUGAUUAUGCCCGAAAGGAGAGGAGGAAGGAUCUCGUUGCGGUUAGAAUUAUAACUUUGCACGAAUUUAUACUUUGAUAACGGAGUAUGGCACCUGUUGAUAGUUCUCCGAGAGAAAAUAUGGGUGGAUUCGAGUUGACAUGCUCGUUAAAGGCAGUGGAUACGAUUCCGGUCCAUAUGUAUAAAUCCACGAACACCGGCAUGACAGUUUGUAUCGCAGAAGUAGACGGACCGGUUGUCAGUGGUUAUUUUAAUCUUGUUACCGAAGCACUCGACGAUGAUGGCAUUCCUCAUACACUGGAGCAUCUUAUCUUUUUGGGCAGUGAGGAUUAUCCCUACAAAGGUGUCCUGGAUCUCUGGGCUAAUAGAUGUCUGGCAUCUGGCACUAAUGCUCACACAGAACGUGACCAUACUUAUUAUACCAUGACAACUGCUGGCAGUGAAGGAUUCCUCUCGCUAAUGCCAAUUUAUCUUGAGCAUAUACUUUAUCCUACUCUUCAGGAUGCUGCCUAUCUUACAGAGGUACAUCAUAUUACUGGUGAGGGUAAGGAUGCAGGUGUAGUUUACUGUGAGAUGCAAGGUAGAGAAAAUACAGGAGAAUGUAUGACAUUCACGGAAUUAUCAAGAGCAAUUUAUCCUGGUGAAUGCGGAUAUAAAUCAAAUACUGGAGGUGCAUUAAAGAAUUUGCGAAAAAGUACUAGCAAUGAGAAAGUGAGACAAUAUCAUAAGGAGUUUUACAGAUCAGAGAAUUUAACUGUAUUAAUAGUAGGACAAGUGAAACAUGCUGAUGUUUUCAAGGCUUUGCAACCCAUAGAGAAGAAAAUAAUUUCAAAGGGAAGUAGAGGACCAUUCGAGAGGCCUUGGCAAACUCCAGUUGCACCACUCGUGAAAAGUGUGAAUCUGGAUGUUUGCUAUCCAUGCGAUGACGAAGAUAACGGAAUGGUGUAUAUCGCUUGGCGAGGACCAUCUGGAGUUAAUGAAUUAUAUGAUUGUCUCGGCUGCACUCUAUUUGCCAAAUACCUCACCGACACGUCUGUCAGUCCAUUGCAGAAAGAAUUCGUCGAAAGAGACAGUCCUUAUGCUAGCAAUGUGGAUUACAUUCAGUACAAUUUCUCAAUUUCAACUUUAUGCUUCAUGUUUGAGAAUGUACCAAAAGAUAAGAUUCCCCAGAUCAAGGAGCCCCUUAUGAAAGUACUCAGCGAUAUAUGUAAAGACGGUAACGGUAUAGACAUGAAGAGGAUGAGAACUGUAAUUCACCGGAGCAUCCUUGAAGUUUUAAGUGCCUUGGAAAACGAGCCGCAUGACACGAUCGCGUACAUGCUCUUUGGGCAUGUAUUGUAUGGAAAUACAAAAGAAGAUCUCGAUCAGAGGUUGAAUACCGUGCGUGACUUCAAGAAACUCGAAAACGAGCCUGAAUCGUAUUGGAUAAAUCUCUUGAAGAAAUAUUUCGUUGACACGCCGAUGAUCAUUGUGAAGGGCAUACCUAGUAUAGAAAAACAGCGCACUUUGACACAAGAGGAGGAACAACGAACGGCCAAGCAAAUAGAGAAGUUGGGCACGGACGGCUUAGAACGCAAAGAACUAGAACUCCUGAAAGCUAUCGAGGAGAACGAGAGACCGGUGCCUGACGAGUUGUUGGAAAGUGUACCCAUACCCGGCACGGACACUAUUAACUUUCAUCAUAUCAAGAGUUACACCACAGAAACCCCGGAGCAACAUUCUAGACUGGAUGUCACUAAAUUGCCUUUCUUCACUUACUUGGAUCACGUUAAUACAAACUUCGUUUACCUGUUUGUCCUUAUGGACACUUCCUCUAUUACCAGAGAAUACAGAAAGUAUAUUCCGCUGUUGCUGGAAGUCAUUAUGGAAUCUCCGGUGAAGAGGGAUGGUCGACUGAUUCCUUACGAGGAAAUAGUGGCCGAAUUAGAAGCUGAUACUAUAGGAACUGCCACUCAAAUUGGUUUUAUUAAUACUUUGAGAUUUUCGUGCGGUUCCUAUAGCCAUACUGUCAACUUGAUGCUUCAGCUCGAAUUGGAAAAGUAUGAGAAAGGUGUGCAGUGGAUCAAAGAACUCUUGUAUGAUACCGAAUUGACGGUUGACCGAUUGAAAAUCAUUGCGACGAAAAUGGUGAACGAUGUAGCUCAACAAAAAAGAAACGGAUCCAAAAUUGCAGGCCACUUAAUGAAAGGAUUACUGUACAAUAAAGACAGCAAUACCUUCACAUCCAGUAUGUUGCGGCAGCAAAAGUUCCUUACUGACAUCUUGGAACGUCUGAACGAUGAGACAGGAAAAAGAGAAGUUAUCGCGGAGAUCGAGUCGGUCAGAAAAACUUUAACGUCUCCGAAAAACAUGGUUCUGUAUAUGGCUGUCAACGUAGAGAAGUUAACGGUGCAAGUUCCAAACGUUUACGCCCCGUGGAAUAUGUUCUUCUCCGACGUGGGAACUUCAGCAAAAACCAAGCUCAGCGUCACUUCCGACUGGUCGCUGAUGAAUUCCGCUGAUGACAUCGCCAUUAGCGGCUGCAUCACAGGACUGGGAUGCAUCGAGUCUUCGUUCUUGUGUCAGACUUGUCCGUGCAUAACUGACUAUCACAGUCCCGACCUGCCGGCCUUGACUGUCUGUUUGCAGUAUUUAACUCAAGUGGAGGGGCCUAUGUGGAGAUUGAUCAGAGGACAGGGACUUUCGUACGGAUACAGCAUUUAUCCGAAAGUGAACGAAGGACUAUUAUACUUGGCAUUUUAUAGAGCUACGAAUGCUGUGGCUGCGUACAAGGAAACGAAAUCAAUAGUGGAAACUCAUCUCUCCGGUGACAAGUGGGAUAAGCUGCUUUAUGAGUCAGCGAAGUCGUCGAUGAUCUUCGAGAUAAUCGAGCAAGAGAAGACAAUAGGAGACAUUGUGACGUAUUCAUUGUUGUCUUACUUUAAGAACAUACCGCACGACUACCAUCGUCAGAUGGUACGUCGCAUUUCCGCUGUCACUACGGAGGACAUGACCCGUGUAGCGACCUUGUACCUAAAGCCGCUGUUUGAUCCGAAGAAAUGCAAGACUACCGUCGUGUGUCAUCCCUCCAAAGUCGCGGAAAUAGGAGAGGCCUUCAAAGCGAUGAAUCAAGAUCUAAAACUGUACAACUGCCUUGAAGAGACAUACCUAAGCGAGUGGUAAAAAAAAGAGCUUAUCUGUCAAUUACAAACUCGGAGAGCAUUUAUACCUGGCAAGACUUUGUAAAGGUUAUGCCGACUGAACUUUCCUAGAGUUUUCAGGCCGACGUACAUUAUGAGGAAUUAUUACAUCGCCUAAUAAUAUGUAGAAACACUGUAUAACAUGUUAAAACGUGUGCUCGCUUUUGCGUACAAGCAACGAGAAAUGAAUAAGCAUUUAUUAAAAUAUUAAAUCUUAAUAAUUGUUGUAACGGA